AUGGCUGACCUAUAUCGACAAAUCGCCACCCUGGAAACAUUGCAUAAAAGAUCCCAACUUGUGACCACAUAUGGGGAAUUGCUACAAGCUAGACGACAACUCAAGGACCUCUUGACGAAGCGCUACUUACGCUCCAUCCAGCGGUCCAAGGGUUUUUUCUACACCCAUGCCAAUAAGGGAGGACGCUACCUCGCGAGAUUACUAAAAGACAACACUCCCCACGCCCAGGUCCAAAUUACGAUUAUCCUCGGGCGCCACCUCAAUACACCCAACCCGAGGAAUUCAGAUCGUACUAUCACAAGCUAUAUAAUCUACGACCCCAGAACUACAAUCAUGACGGAGAAACCGACAACGCCAGGAUCCAGAUGUACCUGCGAAAUGCAGGGCUACGGAAACUACAAGAGGAAACAACGACCGCCCUCGACGAAUUGA
This is a messenger RNA of Pelobates cultripes (western spadefoot toad), 432 nucleotides long. The record is from the annotation of a GenBank genome assembly. NCBI's taxonomy places the organism in Eukaryota, Metazoa, Chordata, Amphibia, Anura, Pelobatidae.